UAGAAAAUAAAGAAAAAAUAUUAAAAGAAUUUUUUGAUGAUAGUGACUAUUUUGAUAUUCCUAAAAAUUUUUAUUUUUUGAAAAUUAAACAUCCAAUCGUUACUGAUGACAAUGGUGCCAAUGUUGAUAUUAUAGGAUUUUCUUUUCAAGACA
Molecule: messenger RNA, 153 nt
Organism: Racocetra fulgida
Lineage: Eukaryota; Fungi; Glomeromycota; Glomeromycetes; Diversisporales; Gigasporaceae
Source: the annotation of a GenBank genome assembly